This is a messenger RNA of Thecamonas trahens ATCC 50062, 13818 nucleotides long. RefSeq names its product cytoplasmic dynein 1 heavy chain 1. Gene Ontology annotation, molecular function: ATP hydrolysis activity; minus-end-directed microtubule motor activity; ATP binding. The record is from RefSeq and is a predicted model, not a curated record. Gene Ontology annotation, cellular component: dynein complex. The coding region runs from base 1 to 13818 and encodes 4605 amino acids. Lineage: Eukaryota; Apusomonadida; Apusomonadidae. Gene Ontology annotation, biological process: microtubule-based movement. The transcript has a single exon.
AUGCUGCCGACCGCACUCGGCGGUCCGGCUCUACCGACUGCUGAGGCUAUGUCCGGACCGGCUGUGGCUGCCGUCACCGAGUUCUGCUGCGACGACUCGCUGGUGGCGCUCUUUGCGUGGCUCGGGAGCGACGGCUCGUAUGCCUUUGGCCUCACGCCCGCGACGGCACUCGCGCCGGAUCGGGCGUCCGACUCGGGCACGCUUGUUGUGGUCAAGACCUCGCCGCUGCGCGAGGACGCAUCGCCGGGCACGCAACUGCUGACCUGUCUCCUCCCCGCGCCGGCAACGAGCGGGCCAAGCGCAGCCGCGGCGACGCUGGCGUCGUUCCUCGAUGCGACGUUCGACCCGCACCUUACAUCGUAUCUGCGGUCGCCGUCGGGAAGUGGCGGAAACCGGGCGGGGCGUGGGCGAGGCGCUGGCGACAAUACUUCGGGCGCGGCGACAGCACUCACCACGCUCAAGCUCUCGCUCUCGCACCUCUCGCAGGAGCUCCAGAUUCCACAGCCGCACCUCCCACCUCACCCUCAGAUUGCGGCAACACUUGCCAAGUGCAUGUCGACAGGCAAGCGGAUGGAAGUGACCGACCUCGGAUCGCUCGCAAAGUCGGGCGAGUUUCUGGACGAGCUGCAGGAGACGGCGCAGAGCUGGAUCACCGAGAUCCAAAAGGUCACGCUCCUCACUCGCGACUCGUGGAGCGGGACGACACUGCAGGAAAUCAACUUUUGGCUCGCCAAGGAGGCGGCAUGCCUGGCUCUCGCCGACACGCUCGCCACGCCGCCGAUCGUCAUGACGCUCGAGACGCUCAAGUACGCCAAGCGCUACUCGGUCACCGUCUCGUUCGAGUCGGAAACCAAGCUCCAGGCCGCGUUCUCUGAAGUCAACUCGAACAACUUGCUCAUGAAAGAGUUCCCGCUCAACGCGCUCCUCGGCGCCACCUCGCUCUCCAACGUUGCCGACGCGCUGCAGCUCAUCUUUGCCCACCUCAAAAAGGUGCGCAACACCGCGUAUCCGCUUCUCCGCGCCCUCCAUCUCGCCGAGGCGCUCUCGCGCGACCUCAACGCGCAGAUGCUUGACAUUCUUCACGCUCGCUCGCUUAUGCUCCUGCCAUAUGACGAGUUUGCGGCGCUUAUGCGCGACGCCACGGCGGUCUUUGCCGAGUGGGACGACCUUGUCACCGAAUACAAGGAUCUCAUCCGCGAAGUCGCGCGCAUUCGCCGCAAUCCUGAGGAGCAGCGGCUGCCCAUCCGGGUCACCAAAGAGCAUGCUGCGCUCGAGGCCCGCGUCGCGGCGCUCUCUGUUUUUCGCGCAGAGCACAACGAGCUUCGCACCGCCGUCCGCACCGUCACCCCGGCCGUGGCACCGGUCGAGACUGCAGUCGACCUCGCGUCGUCACUCACAGACGCCUUUGACGACGCCCGCGCUCUCAUGCGCCCUCUUGACCUCUCGCCCGACGGCGACGUCUCGCUGGAGGAGGCGCUUGGCGUCUACGAGGCCGGCGUUGCCCGGGUUGAGGCCACGCUCCUCUCGCACCUCGCUGCCGCGCUCACCGCGGCCUCGUCGUCGACUGCGAUGUUUCGGUACUAUGCCAAGUUUGAGCGCCUCGCAGCCCUUCGUCCAAGCAUCGCGCAACUCCUCAACUCACACGCACUCGCGUUCCAGGCCGCGGUAGCCCGCGAUGUUGCGACCCUCGCCGCAGCUACCACCGCCUCGCCGUACGAGGCCAUUGACGAUGCCCGCGCCUGCGCCACCCUCUGCCACAUUCCGCCGCUCUCCGGAACCGUCCUUCACGCUUGCCAGGCCGCUACCGCCGCCACUACCGCCCGUUCGCGGCUGUCUACAGUGCUCGGCCCCGAAUGGGCGGAUGCGUCGGACCAGGGCGCCGAGCUGGGAGCUGCGCUCGACGCGCUUGACGCCGCGCUCGACACCGAGCCGCUUGUCUCGGCGUGGGUCGCCGCCACCCUUAGCGCCGGCUUUGCCACCUCGGGCCGAGUCCUCGACGUCUCGCUCUCGCCGUCGCCAACGCUGCGUGUCACCUUUGACGCUUCGCACACCACCUUUCUCGCCGAGUACGAUUUUCUCACCUCGGUCCUUGGUCUCGCGCUGCCUGAGGAGCUUGCAUCGGGCGCGCGCGCUAUCCGCCGGGUCCACACCUACGCAGCCUCGCUUGCUACCACCCUCGCCGACUAUGCCGCGGCCUCGGCCGCGCUCGACGAGCACCUUGCCCCGCUGGUUGCUCUACCGCGCCUCGCUGUCCACGCCGUCCUCGCCGGCGCGCUCAACCUCAAGUGGGAGGCCGGCGCAACGCGGCUUGCCGUCUUUGCCGCCGACCUCAGCGCUGCUGUCACAGACUUUCAAGAUGCGGCCAACGAGCUCACCACAGCCUACCGCCAGGAGCUUCUGCCGGCGCUGGAGUCGCUUGCGGUCGUCCCACUUACGUGGCCGGCCAUGCUGCAAGUCGUCGAGACCAUGCAAUCUGUCGUGGACAGCCUGCUCGCCUCGGAGGCUCGGUUCCGCAACCUCCACGGCUUUGUCGACUGGCUCAACAGCCGCAUUGUCGCCGGCGUAGCUUCUCGGGUCGCUGACGCACUGGCGGUGUGGACAGUGGCGGCGGCGGCCUCGUCUGUGCGCGGCAGCAACUCGUUUGCCGCUGUCGCCGCGGCGUCCGGCGUCUCACUGGCUGACGUCGCCGCCGUCGCCUCGGGCCUUUCCGAUGCGGCUUCGCUCAGCGCUGGCUUUGAUGGCGUUGUCAGCUUUGACACUGCGUUUGCCAGCUCGGACGCGACCCAGGCACCUGCUACCUUUGGCUCCGUCCACGCUGUGCUUCAGAAUCCGCGCGAGCCGCAUCCGGUCCCGUCGCUCACCUCUCUCCGGACCACGCUCACCACCACACUCAACACGUUCCUGACCCACUUUAACUCGUUGCCGGCGCUCGCUGUCAACGGCGCAUCGGAUGACAAUAUCCUCUCAGGCGUCCUCGCCGCGGUUCCGCCUGCACGAGUCCGCCAGGCCUACGCUGUCAUCAACGACGCGCUUGCCUUGCUCCGCGACGCCCGCCACGCCUUUGCCCCAUACGCCGCGCUCUGGGAGGUCUCCAUUCCGGAACUCACCGAGAAGCUCGGCGCCAACUACGGUGCGUGGCGCAAGGUGCUCGCAAACGUGGCGGCUGAUGCCGCUACGCUGAAGGCGCUGCCGCCGACAACCUCGUUUGGCGUCAUCACCCUCGACGCGUCGGGUCUCAAGUCGAAGAUUGCCGCCAAGUACACCGACACGCUUCGCGAGCUCGGCGCCAACUGCGUCGCCAACCUCUCUGCUGACCAGAACGCGUUCGUCGAGAGCCUUGCCGCCGACCGGGCAACACUCGAGGCCGGCGAUUUCGAGGCCUCCGACACCCAGGCCGUCCUCGACUUUGUUCUCACCCUUCACACCCUCCGGCGAUCGGUCCGUGUGCGGGCGGCGACGCUUGCCUCACUCAACGCUACCAGCACUGCUCUCGCCGAGCUGCCGGGCCUCGAGGCUGCACUUGCCACCACCUCUCCCACCGAGGCGCUGGAGGGCGAGUUCUCGGCCUUUUCGCAGCUUCUCAGCCGGCGCGCCACGGCGCUCGCCGACGCCACGCCGACGCUUCGCCGGGCGGUCAACAGCCUCACUGCGACCUAUGCAUCCGCGCUUGGUGCGCUCACGGCCGAAUGGGCCGAGUCGGCGCCACUGCCGACUGCCGCUCCUGCCGCCGCGCUUGUCACACUGGACACUUUUGCCCAGCGGGUGGGAAGUCUUGUUCAGGCCUACGCCGCGCUCAAUGCAGGGCGCGAUGCACUGGACAUGCCGCCGGCGACCGAGCCGCCGGCCCUGGCCGCCAUGGCCGCCGAGCUCGCCGAGCAGCGCUCAGUCUGGGGCGCACUCCGCGAUGUGUGGGCUGCGCUUGACGAGGCGCGCGAACAGGUCUUUGCUUCUGUCCAGCCGCGCAAGCUCCGCAAGACGCUCGACGAACUCGGCGCCGCGCUCACCGCCAUGCCGCCCAAGGUCAAGGCAUUCAAGCCGUGGGGCGCUACCCACGCUGGCGUCCUCCGCUACACGGCCGCCAUGCCACUCAUCGACGCGCUCUGCUCCGACGCACUUCUCGACCGCCACUGGCGGCAGCUCGCCGCCGAGCUCGGCGAGCCGGCGGCCAAGUGGCCGCGCUCCAGCCGCAAGCUUACUCUCGGCCACGUGUGGGGCGUCGACUUGCUUGCCCACGAAAAGACCGUCCGCGCGCUGCUCACAAUUGCUCAGGGCGAGCGUGGUCUCGCCGAGUUUCUGCGCGAAGUUAAGGAGACCUGGUCCGAGUACGUCUUUGACAUGGUGGCCUACCAAGGCGGGAAGACCCGGCUCAUCCGCGGGUGGGACGAUCUCUUUGCCAAGAUGAUGGAGCACCUGAGCUCGCUCUCGUCUAUGCGUGCAUCGCCGUACUUUAAGGUCUUUGCCGACGAGGCCUCGCUGUGGGAGGACCGACUCUACACCCAUCGUGAGACGCUUGAUGCCUGGCUCGACGUCCAGCGUCGCUGGGUCUACCUCGAAGGCAUCUUUACCGGCUCGGCCGACAUUCGUGUCCUCCUUCCCAAGGAGGCUGCCAAGUUCAAGACCAUCAACAGUGAGUUCCUCUCGCUCAUGAAGCGGACCGCCAAGAACCCGGAUUUCCUGGAUGUGCUCGGCAACGACGAGCUCGCGCCGCUUCUUGAUCGUCUCGGCUCGCUACUUACUGCCGUCCAAAAGGCGCUUGGCGAGUACCUCGAGCGCCAGCGUGCGUCGUUUCCGCGCUUCUACUUUGUGGGCGACGAGGACUUGCUCGAGAUCAUCGGCAACUCGGACGACCUGAGCAAGAUCGUCAAGCACCUCAAGAAAAUGUUUGCCGGCAUCGCGUCGCUGGAGACAGAGCCCGGUUCCGAUACCCUUCUCACUGCCAUGGUCUCGUCGUCGGGCGAGGUUGUGCCCUUUGCACACCCGCUUGAGACCACCGCCCACGCCCGCAUCAACGACUGGCUCCGCGCGCUCGAGACCGAGAUGAAGGAAACGCUGGCGCUUGCACUGCAAGACGCCGUCGCCGAGCUGCCAGCCGCCAUGGCAGCUGUUGGUGCGGAAGGUACAAAAGCUGACAGCGACAACCUGUACUUUGCCUGGGUGACUGCCUACCCGGACCAGAUCCUUACCCUCGCGGCGCAAGUCUACUUUACCACCACCGUCGAGGCCAACCUGAUGAGCGGCGCGGCGCCGAACACAGGCAUCGGCGACGACAUCCAGAAGCUACUGGGCUACCUGGCAGCAUCAGUCCUCGAUCCACACCCGGUCAACACCCGCAAGAAGUUUGAGCACCUCAUUACCGAGCUGGUCCACCAGCGCGACAUGCUGCGGACGCUGGGCGCCGAGCCGGCGCUCACCAGCGGAUCUGGCUACGACCGCGAGAGCCUCCCGUUUGCCUGGCUCAACACCAUGCGCUUCUACCUCUCAAGCGACGAGGCCACACCGGUGACUAGCAGCUUCACUGUCGCCAUGGCCAACGCCGAGUUUGUGUACGGCUUUGAGUACCUCGGAGUCCAGUCCAAGCUCGUCACCACUCCGCUCACUGACCGAUGCUACCUCACGCUCACUCAGGCGCUUGACCAGCGACUCGGCGGCGCGCCGUUUGGCCCCGCCGGAACCGGCAAGACCGAGUCUGUCAAGGCGCUCGGCGCCCAGCUCGGCCGCUUUGUGCUUGUCUUUUGCUGCGACGAGAACUUUGAUGUCCAGGCCAUGGGCCGAAUCUUUGUGGGCCUCUGCCAGGUCGGCGCCUGGGGUUGCUUUGACGAAUUUAACCGGCUCGCCGAACGCAUGCUCUCGGCCGUCUCGCAGCAGAUCCAGACCAUCCAGCUGACGCUGCAAGCCGGCGCAGAGCGGGUGCAGCUCCUCGGCUCGUCGGUUCCGCUCUCGCAAGACGUUGGCAUUUUCAUCACCAUGAAUCCGGGCUACGCUGGGCGGUCCAACCUGCCGGACAACCUCAAGCAGCUCUUCCGCCCUAUGGCCAUGACCGUGCCGGACAAGGAGCUCAUCGGGCAGGUCAUGCUCUUCUCGCAGGGCUUUGCCACUGCCGAGCGACUCGCCGGCAAGGUGGUGCCGCUUUUCAAGCUCUGCCACGAGCAACUCUCGGAGCAGUCGCACUACGACUUUGGCCUUCGCUCACUCAAGUCUGUCCUUGUCUCGGCAGGCAACAUCAAGCGCCAGCGGCUCAUUGCCGGCGGCGACAACGGGCCCGGCUUGGACGCCACCAAGUUUGAGCAGGACGUGUUGCUGCAAUCUAUUUGCGAGACGCUUAUCCCCAAGCUCGUAGCACCCGACAUUCCGCUCCUUCACUCGCUGCUCUCGGACGUGUUCCCAGCGGCUGCGCUGCCGGAACCGGACCGUGCUGCCCUUGUGGCUGCCAUCACCUCUGCCGCCGACGCGUCACACUACGUACUCUCGGACGCAGCUCUGAAUCCAGAAGUGAGCGCUUCCGGCGGCGGAACGUGGCUCGACAAGAUUCUUCAGCUCCACUCGAUCCUCAAUCUCAAUCACGGCGUGAUGCUUGUCGGUCCGGCCGGCUCGGGCAAGUCGUCGGCGUGGCGGACGCUGCUCGCCGCGUACGAGAUUCUGGAGCCGGAAACCUCAUGCCACGCGUACGUCAUCGACCCCAAAGCCAUCCACAAGGACGAUUUGUACGGCUCGCUGGACCCGACGACCCGUGAGUGGCGCGACGGCCUGCUCACUCACACGCUGCGCGCAAUCAUCAGUUCAACGGCGUCGGCGGCGGCGGCGGCCAAGGAGGCGGCAGCCGAAGCUGCGGCUGGCAACGAUGAUGACAGUGUGGCAAGCGGCGACGACAAAGGUGAGCCUGCGAGUGGCACCCUUGGUCGGUCGGCACGGCACUGGAUCAUUUUCGACGGCGAUGUCGAUCCGGAGUGGGUGGAGAACAUGAACUCGCUGCUCGACGACAACAAGCUGCUCACGCUGCCCAACGGCGAGCGGCUGGCACUUCCGUCGAACACCCGUAUCAUGUUUGAGGUACAGGACCUCGAGCACGCUACACUUGCCACGGUCUCGCGGACAGGCAUGGUCUGGUUCUCGGCAUCAACACUCUCGCUCCCGAUGGUCUCUGCGCACUACCUCUCGUCGCUCCGGUCGCAGCUUGUCACCUCGCACCACGACCUUAAGGCGACGCCAGCAGCGAUGGCGCUGCAGGCAGCAGCAGCCGAGGUGUUUGGGCCGCUGCUGGCGAACUUGCUCCCUGCGGCCCUUGAUCACGCCGAGGAGUACAGCCAUGUCAUGGACUACACGCGGUUCCGUGUGCUCUCGGCAUUCUUUUCGCUCCUGGACGCGGGUGUAGCGACAGUAGUCGCGGCGCAGGCCAAGUCACCCGACUUUGCGCUGCCUGCAGCACGCGUGGCGAGCUACCUGCGGUGCAAGUUCCUCUACGCGCUGGUGUGGGCGCUGUCGGGCUCGGCGCCGAUUUCGGACCGCGUUGCAUUCUCGCACUGGCUCGCAAAGCACUGCGCAGCGCAGCGCGAGCUCGAUCUUGUCUUUCCGCCCGACGCGGCGCCAAUCAUCGACUACGAGGCAGCGUUCUCUGUGCGCGGUGGCGAGGCAUGGACGCCGUGGACCUCGCACGUCCCACGCGUUGACGUCGCACCGUCGGCCAUCGGCAAGACCGUCAUUCAGACGGUCGACACGACUCGUCACGUCGACGUACUGUUUGCGUGGAUGGCGCAGCACAAGCCGUUGCUGCUGUGUGGGCCACCGGGCUCGGGUAAGACGAUGACGCUCUUCUCGACGCUCCGUAAGGCGUCCAACUAUGAGGUUUGUCCGAUCAACUUUUCGGCGGCGACCUCACCUGAGCUCGUUCUCUCGACGCUCCACCAAAAGUGCACGGUGACGCGGACCGCAGGAGGGCUUGUGCUCGCGCCGACGGCUCCAGACAAGUGGAUUGUGGUCUUUUGCGACGAGAUCAACCUCCCGACGCCAGACGCGUAUGGGACGCAGGCGGUCAUCACCUUUUUGCGUCAGCUUGUGGAGCACAACGGGUAUUGGCGAACGUCGGACAUGGCGUGGAUUUCGCUGGCGCGGAUUCAGUUUGUGGGUGCGUGCAACCCGCCAACAGACCCGGGCCGGACGCCGCUAACCCACCGGUUCCUGCGGCACGCGCCGCUGGUUCUCUGCGACUACCCGGCGUACGACUCGCUGGUCCAGAUCUAUGGCACCUUUGCGCGGGCGCUGCUCAAGCCACACCCUGCGCUCGCUCCUCACUGGGAGCCGCUCACUCACUGUAUGGUCGAGUUCUACACGCUCUCACAGGCCAAGUUUACGCCUGACGCACAGCAACACUACAUCUACUCACCGCGCGAGCUCACGCGCUGGGUCCGCGGCCUUCACGACGCUCUGCUUGCCGCGCCGAGGUCGCCGACGCUCGGCGACGCUCUUCGCAUCUGGGCACACGAAGGCCUGCGACUGUUCCAGGACCGGCUCGUCUCGCCGGACGAGGCUCAGUGGACCGACACCACGCUCGACGCGGUGGCGGCCAAGCACAUGGGCAGCAUCAUGGACGAGGAGGCGCUGGCGUUGUCGCUUGCGCGGCCGAUCCUGUUCUCGUCGUGGCUCUCGAAGCACUACGAGAGUGUGGAGCGGGCCGAACUUCGGGCGUUUGUCAAUGCCAAGCUCCGGGUCUUUUGCGAGGAGGAGCUCGACGUGCGGCUGGUGCUCUUUGACGAGGUGCUGGACCACAUUCUUCGCAUUGAUCGCGUCUUCCACCAGAAGCAAGGUCACUUGCUGCUGAUCGGGCAGUCUGGCGCCGGCAAGACGGUGCUGUCACGGUUUGUGGCCUGGAUGAACGGUCUCUCUGUCUUUACCAUUCGCGGCUCGAACGCGUACUCGGGCGACGACUUUGACGAGGACUUGCGAACGGUGCUGAGCCGGGCGGGUGCAAACUGCGAGAAGAUUUGCUUCAUCUUUGACGAGUCGAACAUCAAGGACACGGGCUUCCUCGAGCGGAUGAACACGCUGCUGGCCAACGGCGAGAUCCCAGGCCUGUUUGAAGGCGAGGACUGGAACGCGCUGAUGACCCAGACCAAGGACGCGGCGCUGGCGGCCGGUGACCUCAUCGAGUCAGACGACGAGGCCUACGAAUGGUUCACCAACCAGAUCAUCGACAACUUGCAUGUGGUGUUUACGAUGAACCCUGCGGGCGGCGGGUUUGAGAACCGGUCGUCGACCUCGCCGGCGCUGUUCAACCGGUGCGUUCUCGACUGGUUCGGCGACUGGUCGAGGUCUGCGCUGCAGGUGGUGGCGGAGGAGUUCCUUGCGCCGCUGGAGAGCGUGCUGACGCUGGUCGACGACGACGAGGGUGGUGAGGGCGCGCUGGCAGCUGUUGCUUCGACGCUUGUUUCGGUCCAUGCGACGGCGACGGUGGCGGCCAACACGCUUGCUGCCACGCCGCAUGCCACGCACACCCACAUCACGCCGCGGCACUUUCUGGACGCUAUCCAGCACUACACCGCCCUGCACAGCGAGCGGCACUCGAGCCUCACCGAGCAGCAGGAGCACCUCACCAACGGGCUUGACAAGCUUAUCCAGACCGAGUCUUCGAUCCGUGAGUUGCAGUCGACGCUGGCGACAACCAAGUUGACGCUCGCGGAGAAGAAUGAGCUUGCCGAGGCCAAGCUGAAGCAGAUGGUGGUAGACCAACAGGAGGCGGAGCUGAAGAAGGCCGACUCGGAGAUAAUUGCGGCGCAGGUUGCUGAGAAGCUUGUCGAGGUGGAAGCACAGCGCAAGGUGGCGCUCGCGGACCUGAACGCAGCAGAGCCGAUGGUGCGGUCGGCCGAGGCCGCGGUGAAGGGCAUCAAGAAGCGGCAUCUCGACGAAGUCCGCGCGCUGGCCAACCCGCCAUCAAAGAUCAAGAAGACAAUGGAGGCCGUGGCGUCGCUCCUCGGCGCGACGGACCUGUCGUGGAAGGCGAUCAAGAAGCUGAUGGCCGGGCGGACGUUUAUCCCGGACAUCAUCUCGUUUGACGCCGAGACGAUUGCGCCGCCGCUGCGGGCCAAGCUGAUGGGCAAGUACCUGGAGGACCCCGAGUUUGUGCCGGAGGUUAUCAACAAGGCGUCGCAAGCGUGCGGCCCGCUGUGCAAGUGGUUCCGGGCCAUUGUGCAGUACUCGGAUAUUCUGCACCGCGUGGAGCCGCUUCGGGCGGAGCUGGCCAAGUACGAGGCCGAGGCCGAGGCGAUGCUUGCCAAGCAGGCUACGCUGGAUGCGACAAUUUCGACGCUGGAAGCGUCGAUUGCGCAGUACAAGGACGAGUACUCGGCGCUCAUUGCCGAGACGCAGAUGAUUGCGGCACAGUUGGAGGAGACAGCGACCAAGGUGGAGCGAUCGACGCGACUGCUGGCCUCGCUCUCGACCGAAAAGGUGCGGUGGUCUGAGGAGGCAGCGGCGUUUGACGCACAGCUGGCAUCUGUGACGGGCGACAUUCUGCUGGCAGCGUCGAUGCUGGCGUAUGGCGGAGUGUUUGACGCCUCGUUCCGGGCGGCACUGGUGACGGCGUGGUCGUCGGCGCUGCAGAGUGCACGGAUUCCGUUUGACGCCAGCCUCGACCUCAACGCGCUGCUGGCGACGCCGGCGGAGGAGCUGGCCUGGCAAGAGCUCGGCCUACCUGUCGACUCGCUCUGCACGCUCAACGCGAUCAUGCUCAACAAGUACAACCGGUACCCACUCAUUAUCGAUCCUGCUGGACAGGGCAUUGAGUUUGUGUGCGCGGCAAACGCGUCGUCGCGGAUGGUCAAGUCGUCGUUCCUCGAUCCCAACUUUCUCAAGCACCUCGAGGCAGCGCUGCGGUUUGGAACGCCGCUGCUGCUGCAGGAUGUGGAGGCGUACGAUCCGGUCAUCAAUCCCGUGCUCAACCGCGAGCUGCGUCGGGUCGGCGGGCGUGUGCUUAUCCAGCUUGGCGACCAGGACAUUGACUACUCUCCGGCGUUUUCGCUCUUCCUUGCGACGCGCGACCCUUCGUUCAACUUUGCGCCCGACCUCUGUUCGCGGGUCACGUUUGUCAACUUUACGGUGACGCCGGCGUCACUCUCGUCGCAGUGCCUCUCGCGGCUUCUCAAGUCUGAGCGGCCAGACAUCGACGCCAAGCGUGCCGAGCUGCUCAAGGUCCAAGGCGAGUUCCGAGUCAAGCUGCGGGCGAUGGAGGCGCAACUGCUGAAGACUCUGUCGUCGGCCGAGGGCUCGCUUCUGGACAACGACGCGGUGGUGACCUCACUCGAGUCGCUCAAGGCCGAUGCGGCGGACAUUGCGUCCAAGGCAGCGGACGCGGACGUGGUCAUGGCCGAGGUUGCGGCUGUGGAAGAGACGUACUCGCCGAUGGCGUCGGCGUCUGCAGCCAUUUUCUUCUGCUUGCAGCGGUUGGCAGCCCUUGCGCCGCUGUACCAGUACUCGCUCGCGUUCUUCCUCACCGCGUUUGACUACGUUCUUGCUGUUCCGCUGGAUGCGAGCGAGGCUACGGCACGGCUGGACGCACGACUGGGUGCUCUGUUUGACACGCUGUACAGCCGGGUUGAGGCCGGCUUGCUCAAUGACCACAAGUUGGUCCUCGCGUUUGAGUUCGCCAAGCUCCGGCUCAACGCCGCGGGUACGCCGCUGCCUGCGGACGCGCUUGCGGCGUUUGAGAGUCCUGCGACGAGUCUAGCGGAUCUUGCAUCGCUCGAGUGGUAUGCACCGACGCUGCCGGCGCUGCUGUCAAGUGGGGCGCUGACUGACCUGUCUGUGCCUGCCGAGCGGCAGCUGCCGAGCUCGAUGCUUACCGCGAGCGGGAGUGGACUAGGCGGUGCGCGGGCAGCGUUUCUGCAUCUUGUGGCGAUCAAGGUGGCGCGACCGGACCGCCUGCUCGCGGCGCUGCGGCUGUUUGUGGCUGCGGUGUUUGGCGCGGCCUUUCUCGAGCCCGGUGCGCUUGAGCUCGGUCAGGUGGUGGAGAGCCAGGUGGGGCCGGCGAAUCCGCUGCUUCUUGUCUCGCGGCCCGGACACGACGCGUCGGGCAAGGUGGAUGAUCUUGUGGCGGCUGCUGGCGUCUCGUGCGCGUCGAUUGCGAUUGGGUCACCGGAGGGCUUUGCGGCAGCCGAGGCUGCCGUGGCAGCAGCGGCACGUUCGGGCACAUGGGUCCUGCUUAAGAACGUGCACCUUGCGCCCAACUGGCUUGUUCAGCUGGAGAAAAAGAUUCAUGCGCUGGAGGCCAAGGCCUCGUUCCGUGUCUUUAUGACCGGCGAGGUGUCGGAUAAUUUGCCGGCCAACUUGUUGCGGAUCUCACGGGUCUUUGUCUUUGAGCCACCGCCCGGAAUCAAGGCUAAUUUGACGCGGUCGUUGGCGUCGAUCGACGUGGAGCGGUUUGAUGGGGCGAGUCCUUCGCGGGCCAAGCUGUACUUUCUGGUAGCAUGGCUUCACGCGCUCCUUCAGGAGCGGCUGGCCUACCUCCCGCUUGGCUUUGCACAGUCGUACGAGUUCAACGACGCCGACAUGCGGUCUGCGCUGGCAUCUGUCGACUACUGGGUGGGCGAGCGCGGCGAGGGCGAGAUUCCUUGGGCGGCGCUCUCGACGCUGCUGGCGGUGUGUGUGUACGGCGGACGGAUCGACAACGAGUUUGACGGGCGGCUGCUGGGCGCGUUUGUGGAGACGCUGCUCACGCCGCAGCUUCUGGGUGGCGGGUGGCUCAUCACGCCGGGCUCGCCCGGGCUCGAGGCCGGGCUCGCGUUUCCGGCGAAUGCCAGUGUCAAGGCGCACUUCACGGCGUUUGUCCGCGAGCUUCCUGACUCGCAGACACCUGCCUGGCUGGGGCUGCCGGCCAACGCCGAGAAUGUGGUACUUGCUGCCAAGGGCGAGGCGUUGGUGGCGGCGGCGCGCAAGCUGGUGGCAGUCGCGGACGACGACCUUGUGCUAACAGCUGCUGAGGACGAUAGCGGAAGCGCUGGUGCUCCAGCGUGGAUGCGCGAGCUUGGCAGCGCGGCUGAGCGGUGGCGGACAGGCUUGGCGGACGUAACGCCGCCGCUCAAGCCGAUGGCGUUGGAUCAGGAGGCGAUGCUCAACCCGCUGUACCGGUGCCUGGAGCGUGAGGUCUCGCGUGCGCUGGAGCUGAAGGCGACAGUCAUGGGUGACCUGCAGUCUGUGGCACGCUACUGCGUGGGCGAGGUCAAGGUGACCAACUACCUCCGCGGUCUGGUGGACGACCUGUCAACAGGGGUGGUGCCGGGCUCGUGGCGGGCGUACCCGAUUCCUCCAGACACGUCUGUGGCGGCGUUUGUGGCCAACUUGGGCGAACGACUGAGCGAGCUCGGGCGUGUAGCGCACGAUCCGGCUGCCGAGUGCGGCAAGACGGGGCUCAGGCUUGGCCGGCUCUUUUCACCCGAGGCGUACAUCACGGCGUCGCGGCAGUACGCGGCGCAGUCACGCGGAUGGCCGCUGGAGGAGCUCGUGCUUGCGGUGGCGCCCGGAUCGGCGGCGCGGCUUGACGACCAGUCGUUUGCCAUGCUAGACCUUGCAGCAGACAACGCGCAUUGGCCGGUUGCGACUUCGGGCCUGGAGCUCUCGUCCUCGCCGCGCAACGCGCUCCCGACCAUGAUCUUCAGCUGGAAGCACCGCGAGUCGGUGGAGGCCCCGGCGGCAGCGGCUGUCAUCAUCGCCCCGCUCUACCUUGACGCGUCGCGGCGGCAGCUCCUCCUUGAGCUUCAGCUGGCCAAGCCAGUGGAUACGCCAAGCGCCGAGUACUACCAGGCCGGCGUGGCAAUCCUUGCUAGCGAUCUGUGA